AUGGAUCGCCGAGGGCCGGCUUCCGCGCUCGCCCCAGCCGGGCUGCGCAGCCUGGCGGAAGCGACAGCCCCUGCGAGUGGGCGGGGCCGAGGAGACCUAGGCGGGUUCAAAAGGAGGUGGAGGGAUACGCGGGCCGCAGUCGGAACUACUUUCAGGAGGAGGUCACGUGUGUUCCUAGUUGGGGAACUUUCCAAAUUCCCACUCCCCUAUGAUGGCUUGGGAAGCAAGUGCUUCGCCUCCUUCGCCCGGGGUGCUCCUGCCUGGUCCCGGUAGCGGGACCCCGAGCCUCCGGUCGCCGCGGAAGAGCAGGCUCAGACGGGCCUCCGGCCCAAGCACGGUCGGUGCUGGCGCCUGGGAAGCUGGUUACACAAGCACCCACAUUCAAGCACGUGCCCCCGCCUCCCCGCACCGCUGGCCGCGGUCGCCGAUUCUCGCAGACCACCGAGGGAGAGCUCCUGAGCCGGUCCCACCCUUCGCGUGCUACCUGCCGAGCAAGCUGAAGGGCCAAGACCCGAGAUCGGAGCUCCGGGUCGGCCAACACUGCGCGUUCCCAACCGUGGGAGAACGGGCUGGGCCCCGGGGGUCUGGCAUCUCCCUCGCUAGCGCCCUGCCCCUUAGGGCGAGCCCUUCCGCGCUGUGCUCACAGGGCAAAAGGGUAUCUGCUGCAGCAGCCCGCUGCUUGAAUUCACCAGUGUUGCAACAAACUUCCAGUCACUACCCCAGAGCUGGUGAACGCGCCCCACCUACUGUAGACUCAGCCGAGUGACUUAUCUGGUCCGAGAACCCAGUCAAUGGCCGUCAGCCCAGAACAAACCUGUCAAGUCUGCCUACAGCCCCGAUUGGUUGAACUGUCCCCGUGAGAGAGCUGGUUCAGAAAUUCUGAGAACUGGAGCGCAUUGCCCUGACACUGAUCAGCUGCAAAGUGAGUUGUCCGGUUUCUGCUUGAAGAGAAUGAGCACCCCAUCAACACGAAUCUAGGAAUUUCUUCCUUUUCCUUCCCCUGGGAAGUAGAACUCAAGCAGACAGUUGAGUCCAAAGUAUCGGAGUUGAAACCUAGGCUGAGGCGCUGGAUCGUUUUUCUUUUUUUUUUUUCUUUUUCUUUCUUUUUAAAAAUCUGGGAGAAUGGAACCAAUUUGCAUGUGUAUUGCAGUAAUUGUGAGUAGGUGCCUAGGAAGGUCUAAAAGGAUUUAUUCGGUGUCGGAGAAAGAAGAUUGCGCAUCACGGUUGCAGGCAGCCCCUUUAAGACUAGAAACCCCAAGAGAGCUUGCUUAGAAGCCACAGGCCAUUACCUAAUUCCAGGACUACUAAUUAAACCAGGGAUAUUUACAGUGUUCUUACAGAUCUCUGAGGCUCCAUAACACUUUGCAUUUAUAUACAACAUCCUUUUAAGAUAGCUCUGCAGGAGUUAGCAACCUGCUGAAGCUUCAGUGUGGAUAUUCAUUGGAGGCUGUUUUCAUGCACGGUCCUGGUCAGCUUGCAGGAGGUGGAGGCCACAAGUGGAAAAGGAAAGGGGGGUGGGGUGGUAAUCUGGAAAGAGUAGGAGAAAGGCCUCCGUUUGGUUUCCAAAAAUGAAAAUCCUGUCCACACCACCUAGGUUGAGCCAGAGAUUUAUUUUACAAAUAACCAAUGAUAAGGAGUCCCUGAUUUCUAGGUGUUUCACAAGAUGCAGGGUAAGAGACUGAGCUGUGUGUGCCCCCAUUGAGUAGCAAAUACCAGUUGGUGCGGAAAGGGAAAAUGAGGAGGACGGUAAAUGAAGGGAGAUAGAUUGGGAAGGGGUAAAAUGCCCCACCUUUGUUUCUCUGGUUGCUGGUCUUGUCUCCAGAGUCCCUGCUGUUAGCGUGCCCUACUUUGCCCCUCCCCUGGAGCCUACCCUGUGUAAGGAUUAGUCGCACAGCCUCUGCGAAGUUCUGAAAUCCACUUCCUGGGAAGGAAAUGGGUUCAUUCCUGCCCCUUAGGCCUGAGGAGAGAGGCUGCUUUUCCAUUCCCAUGGCACAGAGUUAUUCCAGAGCAGAGAGUGUGUGCACCACCAGCACCAAAGUGCUGGAAUGUAAGACUGGCCACAGCACUCCCACUAGCAGAGGGAAGGAAAUGGGACCUGAGUUUGCUGCCUCUGCACAUGCGGUCCCUCUACUUCUCUCUAGUGGUGAACGAAAGGAUCACCGCUGUUGGCCGACAUCUGGCCAGCCUGACGGCAAUAUCAGGUAGUUACUAGGAGUCACCGCUUAAAAACCUCCACCCCUUACCAGUGUUCAUUAAAUAGGCUCCUGAAGGAAAUUUUGUUUUCGAUUUUUAUUUUCCUUCACGUCUUCCUUCUACCCAAGAGAUCUCCUUACCCAAGUGGUAGAGCUGAAACCUCUAAAUAGCUGACCCUGUCUAAUAUACAGAAAGCUUAAAAUCUAUAUGUUGUUUUUCAACUUCAAUUGCAAAGAGCUGCUUGGCUGUACAGAUGUUACAAUACAUUGGUUUCCAGGCACUUCAGUUCUUUACCUGUCUGGAUUCAGAAUGCCUUAGGGAGAAACAGAAGCUUGUAACAAAGGGAGAAUUAUAUAAAGCUUCAGGGAGACUGACUAUGUAGAAUAAUUAGUAAACAUGAUAAACCAGCUUUAAUUAUAGUUGCUAACAGCUGAUUCCAAAACUAUAUUGUUACUACACCCAAAGAAUGUCCAAAGAAAAUAGCUUUCUUAUUUUCUUUGAUAAAUGAAAUGACCAGCAACUUGAUGUGGCUGAUAUAAAUAGUUGAUAUGCUCUUUGUAGAUUCCACUGCUAAAAUGUCUUUUGUUGAACACUGAUUGCCAUAACGCCUUUAACAUCUCCCACACAGUGACCUUUCAAAUAGAGAUCUAAAUCAAUGGCUUUAAUUUUUUAAGCAAUCUUUUCUAUUUUUAUUUGUUUUACCACGGUUUUCUGAAUAGUACAGAAUAGAAAAUAUAAUAAUUAUAGGUUUGAAUUUAAACCACCCUAUUUUUGCAAGGGUCCAAGUCUUCUCCCCUUAUUUCAUUUAUCCUAAUUACAAAUAUUGCUGUUCUUUUAAAUAAAGGCAUUUUACCCAAGACAGUUCUCCAGAAGGCACUACAAGUAACCGUAUCCGAAAAAAGAAUUUUCCAUUCUUGCCCACAGGCUCUCCUGGAGCUCUUGCACAUGGGUCUCCUUUCACAUCGCAGUAGAGAGGUGUGCUAGAUGAAAUUCUCACUCUCAGAGAAAUGAGGGUGGGGCUGAGAAUUCCUGAGAGAACCACAGAGCAGAAACAGGCACUCACUGUGUCCAAGUGGCAUUCAGAAAUUGUGACUCGGACCAGAGAGAUGGAAAAGAAAAGCCCGAACAUGAUCAAUCCGUUUUGACUGUUUUACUCUCCAACCUGGCACUGGCUAUUGGAUAUUCUGCCUUUAGUACUAACUCUAGCUGGAGUCCUAUGGAACACAUAUUCUGCUUUUCAGCUCUGCCAAUAAUAGAAAAAGGUAAUAAUUUGUACGUACCGGCAGGUAUUGGGGCAUUUGCCAGGUGCUUUCCAGAGGGACCUUCUUUCAUCUAGGCACAGGAGGGACAUGGAGAAGGACUCAGGGGUGCCCCGUGCCUCACUCCUACCAGUCCUUCCCUUAAGAGCAUCCUUGUGGCUUCUGAGGCAUCACAUUUUUUGAAAAAUUAAGAGCACCUUUUUGAAAGAUAAAGUAAGUGGAGGCCUCUGAGUGGUUCAGUCUGUUAAGCAUCUGGCUUCAGCCUGGGUCUUGAUCUCACGGUUCGUGAGUUCGAGCCCUGCAUUGGGCUCUAU
Molecule: messenger RNA, 3766 nt
Organism: Herpailurus yagouaroundi (jaguarundi)
Lineage: Eukaryota; Metazoa; Chordata; Mammalia; Carnivora; Felidae
Gene: KLLN
Product: killin, p53 regulated DNA replication inhibitor
Source: RefSeq, a predicted model, not a curated record